AUGUAUUUGUUUCAGGAAAGACUCUUAUACUUCGCACUAGAACAGAUGAACCUCGAAGAUUUGAUAGACAUGUUUCCUGACAUCGAGCCAUUUCUCAUUCGAAAAUGGCACUAUGCAUUCUAUACAUUCUUCGAUCUCACGGGUGAUGAGGUAAUUGAGUGGAACGACUUUGAGCAACUCAUCGAAGCCAUAGGAUCAGUUCGAGGAAUGGGUGGUGAGGAACAUAUCGCCGCAAGAAUAAGGCUGGGAGAGAUCUGGCAUUCAAUGUGUAACGAACUAGAUAAGGACUACCACGACAAAAUCACCAUGGUGGACUGGAUUGGGAUGUGGGCGAAGUCCUGGUCGGCUGCUAAGGAACCUGCAUGGCAGAAGGCCUACCUCGACUACAUGUUCCAUUUGCUCGAUGCGUCUGGUGAUCAGUUGGUCGAUUUGGCUGAGUACGUAGAAGUACUGGGAUACUUUUCCAUACCAAGAGAGGACGCUGUUGCAUGCUUUGAUAGAUUUGCGGUGAACUCAAAAGGAACACACUUCAAUUCCAUUGACCUCAAAAAGUUCAGCGAAUUGUGGCAACAAUACUUCCAUUCAACAAAUAUCAAUGACGACGGUAACCAUCUUCUCGGAAUGCCACCAUAAGGACCCAAAAACAGCUCUAUUCUGGACAAAUGUUUUUUCAUCGUUUUAUGUGCUCUGACGUUUUCUAUCCGAAUCGAUGGAUGGUUUUUGUUAUGAACAUAAAACGGCAAAUGUAUAUAUGGACGGCAAUGCCACGAUUCUUCUACGAUUUGCACUUUUUACACAGCUCGCAGCGCUUUUUCUAUUCUUUGUAUCUAAAAUAUCUUUAUCGAUUUGAGAUUUCAAACCCUCCGUUGUAAGCCUCCUCGACCUUUAUAAGAUGUUCGCUUUCUAUUCAAAAAGAAUGAUCCUGACUGUAAUCUGAUUUUACGCUAAAAUAUAUAGCAGAAAAAACUUUCUUCCGUUUAGAAGGGAAGAACUUCAACCCGCACUAGUGCUCUGGAAUACAAUGUAUGUCGCUGUCCCAAAUUCGCCUUCCUUAUCUAGUGUACGAUUCUAUAGAAGAAGCAAAGUCAUCCUAGAACUGGAGCAGGGCAUUCGCGGCAGAGCCGGGCGGACGCCACCCUCAUUUCGAGCAAGUACAUAUUUUUUCACUCUUGUUUUUGAAA
Molecule: messenger RNA, 1181 nt
Organism: Cylicocyclus nassatus
Lineage: Eukaryota; Metazoa; Nematoda; Chromadorea; Rhabditida; Strongylidae
Source: the annotation of a GenBank genome assembly